This is a messenger RNA of Armigeres subalbatus, 2904 nucleotides long. It is a transcript of the gene Sec23, whose product is annotated as protein transport protein Sec23A. Lineage: Eukaryota; Metazoa; Arthropoda; Insecta; Diptera; Culicidae. The transcript is spliced from 4 exons. Gene Ontology annotation, cellular component: endoplasmic reticulum exit site; COPII vesicle coat. Gene Ontology annotation, molecular function: zinc ion binding; GTPase activator activity. Gene Ontology annotation, biological process: endoplasmic reticulum to Golgi vesicle-mediated transport; COPII-coated vesicle budding; intracellular protein transport. Bases 188 to 2521 code for a protein of 777 amino acids. The record is from RefSeq and is a predicted model, not a curated record.
CGGAUUCUGUCUGACGUGUUUUUCACCUCUGCGUGGAUCGUUCUUGUGGAUUGGAAUCGAUUCCGUAGCUAUCUUCGGAAACUUUUCACCAGUUAAUUAUGCUGCUUAAGUGUUAAUUUACGUGAAAAGGUGAUAAAAAUCAAUCAUCGAAUAGUGGGACACCGAAUCGUAUUAAAUAUAGCAAGCGAUGACGACCUACGAGGAGUUCAUCCAGCAGAACGAGGACCGCGAUGGCAUCCGGUUUACGUGGAACGUCUGGCCGUCGAGCCGGAUCGAUGCCGGCCGGCUGGUGGUCCCGCUCGGAUGUUUAUACCAACCGUUGAAGGAGCGCCCGGACCUGCCUCCGAUCAUGUACGAUCCGGUCGUAUGCACCCGGACCACUUGUCGGGCGAUCCUGAAUCCGAUGUGUCAGGUUGAUUACCGUGCCAAGCUGUGGGUGUGUAACUUCUGCUUCCAGCGGAACCCGUUCCCUCCGCAGUAUGCGGCUAUUUCGGAACAGCAUCAACCGGCGGAGCUGAUCGCGGGAUUCAGUACCAUCGAGUACACGAUAACCCGGGCCCCGUGCCUUCCCCCGGUGUUCCUGUUCGUGGUCGAUACUUGUAUGGACGAAGAGGAAUUGAAUGCCUUGAAGGAUUCCCUUCAAAUGUCGCUGAGCUUGCUUCCGGCGAAUGCGCUCGUUGGACUAAUUACCUUCGGUAAGAUGGUUCAAGUGCAUGAGCUCGGAACGGAUGGUUGCUCGAAGAGCUACGUAUUCCGAGGAACGAAGGAUCUUUCAGCCAAGCAGAUCCAAGACAUGUUGGGAAUUGGACGCGGUCCGGGGCCCAAUCAACCCGGACAACCUCAGCAGCAGAUGAGGGUGCCGGCUGGCCCAGUACCUCCAGCAAACCGCUUCCUCCAGCCACUCAACAAGUGCGAUAUGGCGUUGACAGAUUUGCUUGGGGAACUACAACGCGACCCGUGGCCAGUUCAGCAAGGAAAACGUUUCCUUAGGUCUACAGGCGCCGCCUUAUCAAUCGCCGUUGGACUGCUGGAAUGCACCUAUCCCAACACUGGUGCUCGGAUUAUGAUGUUCCUUGGUGGCCCAUGCUCUCAAGGACCCGGUCAAGUGGUCGAUGAUGAACUGAAGCACCCCAUUCGUUCGCAUCACGACAUCCAGAAGGACAAUGCCAAGUUCAUGAAAAAAGCGAUCAAACACUACGAAGGCCUGGCACUGAGAACUGCCACAAACGGACACUGCAUUGACAUUUACUCCUGUGCCCUGGAUCAAACCGGUUUGAUGGAAAUGAAACAGUGCUGCAACUCCACCGGUGGACACAUGGUCAUGGGAGAUUCAUUCAAUUCAUCCUUAUUCAAACAAACCUACCAGAGAGUAUUUGCGGUGGACCAGAAAGGAGAUCUGAAGAUGGCCUUCAACGGCACCUUGGAGAUCAAAUGUUCCCGCGAGUUGAAGAUCGAAGGCGGGAUUGGAUCGUGCGUGUCCCUCAACGUCAAGAAUGCGUCCGUAUCUGACUCGGAGAUUGGAAUGGGUAACACGGCCCAGUGGAAGCUCUGCACGAUGACACCCAACAGUACGAUGGCAUUUUUCUUCGAAGUGGCCAAUCAGCAUGCGGCGCCCAUCCCACAAGGCGGACGCGGUUGUCUUCAGUUCAUUUCUCAAUAUCAACAUUCCAGUGGACAGCGGAGAAUUCGUGUCACCACCGUCGCACGGAGUUGGGCUGACGCGACCUCCAACCUGCACAUGAUCAGUGCAGGCUUUGAUCAGGAAGCCGCUGCCGUACUCAUGUCUCGAAUGGUUGUCUACCGAGCGGAAUCGGACGAUGGCCCCGACACUCUCCGCUGGGUCGAUCGCCAGCUCAUUCGUCUCUGUCAGAAAUUUGGCGAAUAUGGCAAAGACGACCCGAACAGCUUCCGUCUGGCGGAGAACUUCUCCCUCUUCCCACAGUUCAUGUACCACCUCCGACGGUCCCAAUUCCUCCAGGUGUUCAACAACUCACCGGACGAAACGACCUUCUAUCGGCACAUGCUCAUGCGGGAAGACCUCACCCAGUCGCUGAUCAUGAUUCAGCCCAUCCUGUACUCAUACUCCUUCAACGGUCCACCGGAACCGGUACUGCUGGACACCUCGUCGAUCCAGCCGGAUCGGAUCCUGCUCAUGGACACCUUCUUCCAAAUACUGAUUUUCCACGGCGAAACCAUCGCCCAGUGGCGCAGCCUCAAGUACCAGGACAUGCCCGAGUACGAGAACUUCAAACAGCUGCUGCAAGCCCCGGUGGACGAUGCCCAGGAAAUCCUGCAGACGCGUUUCCCCAUGCCGCGGUACAUCGACACGGAGCAGGGCGGAUCGCAGGCGCGCUUCCUGCUGUCCAAGGUCAACCCCUCGCAGACGCACAACAACAUGUACGCGUACGGACAGACGGCUGCUCCCAUGGCGGAUGGCGGAGCCCCGGUCCUCACUGAUGAUGUAUCACUGCAAGUAUUCAUGGAACAUUUGAAGAAGUUGGCUGUCUCAUCUACCACCUAAUCAUCGAGAUGGAAACAUGAUGGUUUGAUGUGAAAAAAGUGGAAUAUUAGAUCAACUCAAUUCAGCAUGAAAAAAUGUGGCGACAAUUAUUUCAUCAUCUACUGUUCUAAUGCAACAUUGGAAGUUCACCGUUGAUGAGUUUUGUUAUGUAAUCAAUGAUUGACUGUGUUGGACCGUUCAUUAACGUAGUGUGGAUAAUAAAUAUGUAAUAGGAACGCAAGAAACGAUGAUGCCAUUCAAUUGAAAUGGAUUGUGUCGCAAUGGCAAGACAGACGGUUGAAAGCGAAGAGGUAAUUGAGAGAAUUGUGUUUCUAGAUUAUUAAUGUUGGUAAACAAGUCUAUAUAACUGCUUAAGUCUAUAUAAAUUGCGAUAAGGGACACGA